UACAGAGAUAAGUCAUUAUUUGUAGUUGUUUUUAAUGGGAUCCGAAGUGUACUCAAGCUGGCAUAUACCAGAGUGAAAUUCGUAGCCAUAGUUUUCCCAAGUUCAGCCAGGUAGACUUAGGUCCUGUUCUUAAGACUCUGCAUGAACCUUCAUACUCCAGGGCUGUGUUCAGGCUGUCUCCUGCUUACAGUUGCCUCUCUCCACCAGAUCUCCCUGCCAGAUGCUGUUCAUCCUGUAGCUUUCACUUCAUGACCCACUGCUACAUGAUGCUUCUUUUGGUUGUUGUAGCUCACUAGUUCCCAAAUGUUUGAAAAGCUUGUACUGGUAAAAACUUAAAAACACAUUUUGUAAAGCCACAUUAAAAAUGAUUCUGUCACCAUAAUUAUAUUAAAAGAAAUUAUAUUUUUACAUCCAAAGGGCAGGAGGAUCAUGGCAUCAGAUAAAUGACAGUUUUUAUAAUUGAAUUAAAUACCUUUGUGUUGAAAAUACCAUACACCAUUACUGUUUUUCUUACUCUGCUGCUGACUGGCAAGAUUUCAUUGAAGAUUGUCCACAGAUAGUCAGAACCAUAGCCUUACCUUAGAAUGAAGUCUUCAAUUUGCAAACCUGCAGCAUUUUGUUUUACCCGUUAUUUAUUUCCUUAUUACAGCUCACAGUUGCCUGUUUACCUUUACAUUAAAUUAUGUUUUGUCUCCUUGACUAGGUUGUAAGCUCCUUAAGAGCAGCCAUUAUCUAUAUGUAUUUAGAUUACUCAUAAAUAUGUGUUGAGUGAGGUAAAUUUAGAUGCCUCAGAUGAUAGUUGAAAUCUAGAAAUAUUUAUAGAACAUACAUUUGAGUCUAUUACAGCUCUGAAUGUUUAUUUCUCCAGGAAGAGAAGUUUUAAUAUGAAUCAUGAGUCUCUUACUCAUCUCUCUCCUUAGAGAAUUUCAUUCAGUUAACAAACUUACACUUGUUAAAAGCCAGGCCUUUUGUUGCGGGCCUGGGAAUAACAGUCUAGUGGGUAAUAUGUACAUAGAAGUAGAAAGUGGCAUACCACCUGGGAAGCUUUAUAAUAAAGCUUGGAAACAAGUCUUCUGAUCUUGUGGAGAGCAGUUGAGUUAGGGAAAGCCUCAAAAGAGGAGACAUUUGUCCAUUCAUUCACUUACCCGUUUACUCAGUAAAUCUCUGUUAAGUGCCACUUGGCCAAGCACUGGUCUAGGUGCAUCUUUGAUGAACAGGACAUUGUUAGAAGACAACACAUUUUGGGCAGGGAAAUUGUGACCAAGAACAUGCCCUUUUGAGGCAAAACCCAGAAACCACGUUUGAAGUAUAUGUGGAGGUGGCCUAUCCUAGGACAGGUGGCAAUCUUUCAGAUCCUGAGGUGCAGAGGCAAUUCCCGGAGGACUACAGUGACCAGCUAUCUCCCCUGGUUCGAGGUGUUUUACAAAUUACUUAACAUCCUGGCAGAUUAUACGACAAAAAGACAGGAAAGUCAGUGGAAUGAACUUCUUGAAACUCUGCACAGACUUCCCAUCCCUGACCCAGGCAUGUCUGUUCAUCUCAGUGUGCAUUCUUACUUUACUGUGCCUGACACCCGAGAGCUUCCCAGCAUUCCCGAGAAUAGAAAUCUGACAGAAUAUUUUGUGGCUGUGGAUGUCAACAACAUGCUACAUCUGUACGCCAGCAUGCUGUACGAGCGCCGGAUCCUUCUUGCCUGCAGCAAGCUGAGCACGUUGACUGCUUGUAUUCACGGCUCGGCCGCAAUGCUCUACCCCAUGUACUGGCAGCACGUGUACAUCCCCGUGCUGCCUCCACACCUGCUGGACUACUGCUGUGCUCCCAUGCCCUACCUCAUAGGAAUCCAUUUAAGUUUAAUGGAGAAAGUCAGAAACAUGGCACUAGAUGAUGUUGUGAUCCUGAACGUGGACACCAACACUCUGGAAACACCCUUUGAUGACCUCCAGAGCCUCCCAAAUGACGUGAUCUCUUCCCUGAAGAACAGGCUGAAGAAGGUCUCCACAACCACAGGCGACGGGGUGGCCAGAGCCUUCCUCAAGGCCCAGGCUGCUUUCUUUGGUAGCUACCGAAACGCAUUGAAAAUUGAGCCGGAGGAGCCCAUCACUUUCUGCGAGGAGGCCUUCGUGUCACACUAUCGCUCUGGAGCCAUGAGACAGUUCCUACAGAACGCCACCCAGCUGCAGCUCUUCAAGCAGUUUAUUGAUGGCCGACUAGACCUCCUGAAUUCUGGUGAGGGCUUCAGCGAUGUCUUUGAAGAGGAGAUCAACAUGGGUGAAUAUGCUGGCAGUGAUAAACUGUACCAUCAGUGGCUCUCCACGGUCAGGAAAGGAAGUGGAGCAAUUCUGAAUACUGUGAAAACAAAAGCAAACCCAGCUAUGAAGACCGUCUACAAGUUCGCAAAAGAUCAUGCAAAAAUGGGAAUAAAAGAGGUGAAAAACCGCUUGAAGCAAAAGGACAUCACAGAGAAUGGCUGUGCCCCCACUGCAGAAGAAUCACUGCCCAGGACUGCACCAUCCCCACUGGUGGAAGCCAAGGACCCCAAACUGCGAGAAGACCGGAGGCCAAUCACAGUCCACUUCGGGCAGCCACAAAGACUUCAUCCCACUCGGCCGCCGCCUCCCAAGAUCCAGCGCUGGAGGCCCGUGCGCCCUCCCCGUCCACAUGUGGUCAAGAGGCCGAAGAGCAACAUCGCCAUGGAAGGCCGGAGGACAUCGGUCCCCAGCCCCGAGCACCUGGUAAAGCCUUUGCGACACUACGCGGUCUUCCUGUCCGAGGACUCCUCUGACGAUGAGUGCCAGCGGGAAGACGCCGCGGGCGCUGGCUUCACCGACAGCUUUUUCUUCUCUGCUCCCUUUGAAUGGCCGCAGCCGUACCGGACACUCAAGGAGUCAGACAGCGCGGAAGGCGACGAGGCGGAGAGCCCUGAGCGGGCCGGGCGGGAGCCCUGGGGCUCAGCGCCAGCGCCUCCUGACCGGGCUUCCAGCGUGGACCUCCUGGAAGAUGUCUUCAGCAGCCUGGACAUGGAGGCGCCGCUGCAGCCCCUGGGCCAGGCCAAGAGCUUGGAGGACCUCCGGACCCCCAAAGACUUGCGGGAGCAGCCGGGGACCUUUGACUACCAGAGGCUGGACCUGGGCAGGAGCGAGAGGAGCCUGGGGAUGGCGAUGGCCUUGAAGCUCAGCCACCCGUACAACAAGCUCUGGAGCCUGGGCCAGGACGACAUGGCCCUCCCCAGCAAGCCUCGGGCCGCCUCCCCAGAGAAGCCCUCCGCCCCGCCUGUUCACUCCCCAGCCCUGCCCGGAAAGCUGCCCAGUCUCCUGAACCCCAGCAACAAGGAGGAGGCCCCGGCCCCGACUCCAGGUAGCAUCACCAUUCCCCGGCCACAGGGCAGGAAGACCCCCGAGCUGGGCAUCGUGCCGCCGCCGCCCACCGCCCGCCCGGCCAAGCUCCCGGCCGCCGGCGCCGCCCAGGGCGACUCCUCAGACCAGCUGCAGAUGGACUGGGAGAGCCCAGCACGGUUCCCGGGGCUCCUCCCCAGCGUGGCCCCCCAAGGCCCCGGUGAACUGCUGCAGCCCCUCAGCCCAGCCCCAGGGGUUACGAGCACAGGCAGCGAUGCCCUGCUUGCCCUCCUGGACCCGCUGAACACAGCCUGGUCAGACAGCGCUGUCCCGCCACACCCUGCCACCCCAAAAGUGGCCACCCCAUUCACCCCUCAGCUCAGCUUCCCCCCCACUGGGACCCCCACCCCCUUUCACCAGCCGCCACUCAACCCCUUUGUCGCGCCCAUGCCCGUGGCACCCUCCAGCCUGCCCUUCGCCUCCUGCCCGGCCCCACCUUUUGGGGCCCCGCCAGCAUUUGCCCCCAGCCUCCUCUCAUCCAGUUCCGGCUUCUGUGCCCCUCACAGACCUCAGCCCAGCCUGUCUGCCCUCUCCAUGCCCAACCUCUUUGGCCAGAUGCCCGUGAGUGCCCACACCAGCCCUCUGCAGCCACUUGGCCCCCCAGCGGUCGCCCCCUCGAGGAUCCGAACAUUGCCCCUGGCCCGUUCCAGUGCCAGGUCCGCGGAGGCCAAGCAGGGGCUGGCCCUGAGGCACGGGGAGCCCCCACUCCUGCCCCCCAGGCCCCCGCAGGGCUUGGAGCCAGUGCUGCAGCCCUCGGCGCCCCCGCAGGCCCGAGACCCCUUUGAGGAUUUGUUACUGAAAACCAGGCAGGACGUGAGCCCGGCCCCGGCCCCGGGCUCGGUGGAGCAGCUGCGGAGGCAGUGGGAGACGUUCGAGUGAGGCCAGGCUCCCCCGCCGCCUUCGCCGAGUUGCACUGGGGGGAGGGGACCCUCUGCCCUCCGUCCCACACUGCUCGCCUCUGGGGGCUGGCCCUGGGGAGGGGUGCCUCGCAGCCUGGGAGCUGCCCCACCUGCCUCAGCACCCCGCCUGGGUCUUGCACUAGAAGUCAGCUGGGCCGAAUGCCCAGAUCAGUCCCAGCACCUUCCCUCCAGACACCCCACAGGGAGCAGAGGGCUCCGGAGCCCACCUCCCACCCCCACGGGCAUCCGUGUUAGCUCGGUGUGAGCGUACCUGUGGGAGACGCAGGCGGUCGGGGCCUGAUGUGAGGGUCCCUCCCAGGUUGGGGGGCCUCCCUGGUGGGCGUCUCCACACUCUCUAGCAAUACUCUGGUUCUUUCAUGAGUCUCCACCCAACCCCCCAAGUGUCACUUGUUUCUGGGGGCCAAGGGUCCAGGGACCCCUGUGAUGGCCAAACCCAGCCGGGACUGGGAGCACCAGCAACUCUACAGAACAGGAGGACUCCAGAUCCAGAUGUGGGAGGAGCCCCACCCCGACUCUCAUUACCCAAUGCCUCCAGGCUCUCCUGGUCCCUGUCUGUCAAGGCCUGGGCUCCAACUCCUAUACUUGGGGCUUGAUGGGCAGAGCUGGCAGCAAUGAGCCUGCUUCCAGCUCAGAAGCCAGGCCCAGUGCCAGAUCCUGGUGGGGUGGCACAGCACCUGGACCCCCGGUCGGGGCCAGGCAGGCCCCCGUGGAGUGGGCGAGACCGGGAAAGGGCGGGGGGGGUGGCAGCUGGCCCUCCCCGUCCAUCUCAAUCAAGCUGCUUGCCAGCACAAAUUCCUGAGGCCAACACCACCAAAGUGAGACUGUAAUGUUUUGUUGUUUCUUUUAUCUUUUCCUUUUGACCUUAUUGAUUUGAUGAAUCUUGAAAAUUGACUCCUUUCAAUAAACCAAGUUAAAACAUGGCCUCACCA
Perognathus longimembris pacificus (Pacific pocket mouse) is the source of this 5241-nucleotide messenger RNA. It is a transcript of the gene Dennd1a, whose product is annotated as DENN domain containing 1A. Gene Ontology annotation, biological process: endocytic recycling; endocytosis. The record is from RefSeq and is a predicted model, not a curated record. NCBI's taxonomy places the organism in Eukaryota, Metazoa, Chordata, Mammalia, Rodentia, Heteromyidae. The transcript has 23 exons. Gene Ontology annotation, cellular component: cytosol; clathrin-coated vesicle. Gene Ontology annotation, molecular function: guanyl-nucleotide exchange factor activity; phosphatidylinositol phosphate binding. The coding region runs from base 1311 to 4271 and encodes 986 amino acids.